ACGAUUCUCGGGUGUCGAAUACUCUCGCCGAGGACGCCCUCUGUUGCGUUAAAAUUAAUCUGUCUGGUACCAAAAGCUCGCAUUUCUGGUUCUUACUCCGUUCAGUCAACGUCCAGAAGCCGACACAUUUCUUACAGCAAUGGCGAAUCUUAGUCCCAGAGAGGUCGAAAGAGCCGAAUUCUGUUUCUCGAUCUACGAUGCCGAUGGUACCAACGUAAUCGACGCAGUCGAUCUUGGAAACGUAUUACGAGCAUUAAAUCUAAACCCCACGAACGCAACAAUCGAAAAAAUGGGAGGCACCACCAAGAGAGGAGAAAAGACAUUAACGGUCGAAGAAUUUUUACCAAUUUUUGAGCAAUUGAAAAACGACAAAGAUCAGGGAACAUAUGAAGACUUUCUCGAGUGUUUAAAAUUAUACGACAAACAGGAAAACGGUACCAUGCUUGCCGCUGAACUUUCAAACAUGCUUUUAACUGUUGGUGAAAAAUUGGAAGACGCUCAAGUAGAAGAAAUUUUAUCCGAAACUAUGGAUCCCGAAGACGAAGAUGGAUUUAUUCCUUAUGCACCUAUGCUCAAGAAAAUGAUGGUCUUACUGUAGGGGUUUUUGGCGUCUAUAUAAAAAAAUAUUAUCCUUUUCUCCGUCGAUUGUGCGAUAGAGCAGCUGAAGAAGAAGCCGAAUAAAUUUAUUUAAAUAUUUUGGUAAUAAAAAUAAAUAAUAAUGAGCAAGUUAACAUCAAUCAGCGGCCGUCAUCACCAUCAUUUUAAAUAAUAAAUUAUUUAUUAAUAAUAAUAAUAAUAAUAAUAAUAAUAAUAAUAAUAAUAAUAAUAAUAAUAAUAAUAAUAAUAAUAAUAAUAAUAACAAUAAUAUUUAUGAUAAUGAUCAUUAUAACAAAAAAAAAACAUUAACAAUCAUCGUAAUCAUAUUUUUAAAAAAAUUUUUGGUUCCUCGUCUCAUAAAUAUGUUCAUCAACAAAUUUCAUUUUAAAACAACAACAAAAAGUUCAUGGGAAAAAUACUCAGCGCCGUUAUUUUAUUUAAUUUACUCAAUGUUGAUUAGCGAAAAAAUAAAAAAAUUGUAAAAAAAAAAUUGUCUACGUCUUUCAAAUAAUAAUAAAAUUAUAUAAAAAUAAUAAUUGUUAUUUUUUGAAUAUUUAAUAAACAACACAACAUUGUACUGGAAUAA
This is a messenger RNA of Microplitis demolitor, 1183 nucleotides long. It is a transcript of the gene Mlc1, whose product is annotated as myosin light chain 1. The record is from RefSeq and is a predicted model, not a curated record. Lineage: Eukaryota; Metazoa; Arthropoda; Insecta; Hymenoptera; Braconidae. Gene Ontology annotation, cellular component: muscle myosin complex. Gene Ontology annotation, molecular function: calcium ion binding. The transcript has 6 exons. Bases 140 to 598 code for a protein of 152 amino acids.